Messenger RNA from Planococcus citri (citrus mealybug), 2090 nucleotides. RefSeq lists its product as uncharacterized. The record is from RefSeq and is a predicted model, not a curated record. Gene Ontology annotation, molecular function: protein dimerization activity. The coding region runs from base 68 to 1828 and encodes 586 amino acids. The transcript has 4 exons. Lineage: Eukaryota; Metazoa; Arthropoda; Insecta; Hemiptera; Pseudococcidae.
GCAACUCUAUCAAAAUGUGUUUUAUAACUUUUAUAAGUUUGUAAAAAAAUGUAAAUUCAUUACUAUAAUGUCGAAUCAAACAAAGCCGAAAUGUUCGUCGUGGAGCGAAUACAAUGAAGUUACGAUUGACAAUAAAACUAAAUAUCAGUGUAAAUUCUGUGGUAAAACUUACGCACCUCAUGCAACCAGACUUCGAGCACAUUUACUGGAAUGUACAAAAAAACCAGAAAAUACUUCGCAAAAUUCAUUCGAUGCCGAUAUAAUCAAUGCAAAUUCAACCAGCAGUGUUGAGAGUAAGGGAUCUUUGAAAAGGUUUUGCGACUUGAUGUCAACUGGAGAAAACGAAAUACUCUCGGAUAUGAUGUCAAAAGCAAUUAUUGUAUCUGGUUGUUCCUUUCGUAUGUUCGAUCAUGACUUAUGGAAAGAGUUCUUCAACAGGAUCCGGCCAUCGUUCAAAAUUCCACCCAGAAAAGCGAUAGCGAAACAACAUCUAGAAAAACAUUAUGAAGAAAUGAUCUGUAAUGUAAACGAAAAGUUGAAAAAUUCAGACAACUUUCACCUCCAGUGUGAUGGUUGGUCUAAUAUCCGCAACGAAGGCAUCAUCAAUUUCAUGAUAUGUUUACCAGAACCAGUAUACAUUAAAUUUGUUGCAACUGGUUCAGAGCGCCAUACAGCUGAUUACAUUCGAAGCGAAAUAGAAAAGAUUUUACUAGAAUACGGACCGGCAAAGUUUACAACCAUAAUCGGAGAUAAUGCUAAAAAUUUCCAGAAAGCCUUGAAUGAUAUAAAAUUGAAGUAUCCGCACAUCACUCCGCUUCGUUGUACAGCACAUACGUUGAAUUUACUAUGUGAAGACAUCAUGCAAAUGGGUCCUAUAAAAGCGUUUUUUGAAAACACCAACCAAAUUAUAAAUCACAUCAGGAAGUCGCAGGUUCUCAAUUCUAUGCUGAAAAGAAGACUCAAACUGUACGUAAAAACUCGUUGGGGUACCAUUGAGAACAGUUUAACAUCUCUUCUGGAUAGCAAAUUCGAGCUUCAAUCCUUAGCUAUCAAUCCAAACGCCUCAAUGAUGAAGAAAAGUGUACAAGAUGAUUUACUGAGUGCGGAUUUUUGGACCAACGUUCAGUGUUUACGUGAAGUUCUCCUCCCAAUUACGUCUUUGAUCGUGAAAAUUGAAGGUGAUGGAUUGUACAUGCAUACUAUUAACGAAGAAAUGAAAACAUUAGAGCAUACCUUUAAUGAAAAAUUGUCAGCCGCAUCUACUUCCGCUCCGAUAUUCAAAUCUGCCGAUGAUUCAAUGUGCCAAAGUCUAAAAGCCAAAUUUAUUGCUCGUAAAGAGUGGAUGGUUCAGCCCAUACAUUAUGCUGCAGUUUUAUUGAAUCCGAAUGAUAUGGGGAAAUCUUUGAGUCCUGGUGAAUUGAUGCAGGGUAUGGAGUUCAUAAGUGAGUUCGCAGCACAAAGAAAUAUUAUCGAAGCAACAGACGCAUAUAACGGUGCUGUAAAUGAAUUAGCAGAUUAUAGGUCCAAAGCUAAUGCCUUCAAGCACGAUUUUCUUUGGAAAGCAGCCGUAGAUUCAAAAAUGGAUAUCUUAUCAUGGUGGAGAGGCUUGUGCGGGCAUACGAGUUUAUCAAAAAUAGCGGUUAGCAUUUUAACAGCUGCAGUAACAAGCGCUGCUACUGAACGUUCUUUCAGUACGUUUUCUUUUAUUCAUUCAAAAAAAAGAAAUCGGUUAUCAACAGAGACAGCAUCGAAGAAGCCUCUACUUCGAAGAAUCAGAAGAAUGGCAAAAAACGUAGCAGUGAUCCACUCAGACGAAGCAUUGGUGUAAGACCUGCAAAAAAACGAAGAGCCAAAGAGUCGCCCUUAUCUCCAAUAGAAUCCGAAGAGUCCGAGUGUUCGUCCGGUGAGUCAGAAGAGGACUCCGUGUCAUAUGCUGAUACUUCGUCGGAUGAAUUAGAAUCAGACCACGAAGAUGUUGUUAUAGAUAUUGAUAUAGACGCGUAGUUGUAUUGUAUGUAGACGAUUAUGUUCAUUUACUUAUAGAUUAAAAUAUGGAUUGACUGUUUGUCUGUUUAAAAAAAUGAUGAUUG